AUGGAAAGCGAUGGACAGAAAGUAAAAUGGGACCGAGAAUCUCUCAAGCGAAGCAGAGUGGAGUUUGAAGAAGAUGAGUCAACUGAUGAUGAUGAUGACUCUGAAUACAAUGAAUUAGAUGAUUCUGAGGAAGAAGAAUGGUGGAAGGAAGAUGAGAGCGAAGAGCUGGAUCGUGAACGGGACAUUGAAGAGCACGAGUAUACCACCUCCGGCGACACGGCACGAACGGUGAAGAUUCGCCUCUUUUUGACUGAUGAGGAAACGAACGAGCCUACCUGGAUGACAAAUUUCGUCGCCGAAUGCACUUGUGACGGCGUCGUUGUCGCCACCGCUCUGGCUCGGUAUAUUCAUCGAGAGGGCAUGCGCUCCGAAUUCUGGGAAAAGAUGGAAGAGCCCAGCGAGGAAACAUGCAAUGUGGCUUUCCAUGUCUUUGAUCGAUAUGGAACAGUCAAGGCCAAGUAUAAGGACCAUCCAGCACAAAGAGGAACUGGUGCAUGGGGAAACGAGCUGGACCACGGCCCUCUUUUCCUGAUCGAAAAACUUCAUGUUAGGGCAGUGAAUCUGCGCCGGAAAGGUCUGGGGCAGAAAAUAGUGUCUUUACUUUUGAACAAAGCCCGGCUGUUCUGCCUAGACGACAAGCCAGAUGGCGAACAUGCAGACUUUAUCUACGGUUCCAAUAAGGCCUUUGAGCUAGCUUGGACUCUGCAUGCUCUAGUUAGUCCCGGAGUACUAACAGCUGAUAUUGAAUCUCAGCUAGUGGGCAAGUCUGCAGAAGAACGCUUAACGAUACGGACUCGAACUCAAUCCGCUGCUAUUGACUUUUGGCGAUCGUGUGGUUUUCGCCGAAUCGGAGCAUCUCGGUGUUUCGCAUUCUCGUUCGAUCUCCAGCAUCCGUCUCGCGCCAUUGCGGCGGCUUCUGAUUUCGACCCGCGUACGAGCCAUGCUAAAGAUCUUGAGAACGAAGAACUCGAAGUUUUCUAUGAAGCAGAUCGAUUUACUGGGGUAAAGAAAACGAAAAUGGACAGACUUCGUGACGCGUUGCCGCUGCAUCAUGCAGCCCUUACUAUGAUGGAUGAAGAGCUCAAAACUUUUUUCGCCACUCAUGCCGACGACGAGAUUGACUGGGACCGAGUGACGAACUCUGAAGCCACGCUUCUGCAUAUAACAGCUUGCAAGCUUAAGCCCAUGAGUACACAGUGGCUACUUGAGAAUGUCCACUACGCCGACCGCUGGAAGACGGCCCGUGAUAUUGACGGGUACACCCCGCUCGAAGCGUUACAGGAGACUCUAGAGAAAAUGCGAACGCGAAAGGAAUACGGCUUUCUCAGGGUCUUGCAUCUAUCAGACCACUUUGAAGGGUACCCUGACGCUGCAGUGGCCUGUCUCUCCUUGCUAUUUGGGCAGGAAGCUUUGGGGUUUGAUAGAGCAUGCCUCCGCUACGGAUGUACAUGCGGAGGGUGUGUUGGAGGAUUUAUAUCCGCCAGAAUGAGGACCUCUUUAGUCCUUCAGGGCGAGACUACGUUCGACUUUAUGCAGGAUGAUAUUGAUGAUGGCCGCGUCUGGAUAGAGGACAAUGCAUUCAAGCUCGAGCAUCUCGAUCUCGAGGUGCGAAAGAACCUCAAAACCAACAAGUCUCUACGAAAAGGCUUUGUGAAUAUUUUCCAAAUUGCCGCGGAGUGUCUUAAGGCAAGAAAAGUUCCCACCGUGGAGAAUCUCGAGCGGUGCUGUAACAACCGGAGCGAGUGGCCACCUCAUACCAAGAACUACCUGCGACGCGCUGGUACGCAGAUGGGCUUUCGGGCAGUGCUUCGUUGCAUGUUCGACGCCGCUAAGGAAGAGGAUGAGAAAGCAGGUAACGGGGAGUGUCAACUCAUAUUGAAGGAGUUGAAGCAAUGGUCACACCUACCAACUUGCAGAAACGAUCAUGAGUUUGAAGUAGUUGCCAGGGCUUGUGGGUACGGCGGGGAUGAUCUCAUUUCGUUACCAAUCUGGUAG
Aspergillus lentulus is the source of this 1995-nucleotide messenger RNA. Lineage: Eukaryota; Fungi; Ascomycota; Eurotiomycetes; Eurotiales; Aspergillaceae. The record is from RefSeq and is a predicted model, not a curated record.